Messenger RNA from Cryptotermes secundus, 4829 nucleotides. RefSeq names its product filaggrin-2. The record is from RefSeq and is a predicted model, not a curated record. The transcript is spliced from 4 exons. Bases 113 to 3478 code for a protein of 1121 amino acids. Lineage: Eukaryota; Metazoa; Arthropoda; Insecta; Blattodea; Kalotermitidae.
ACCACAGGACGUGACUGUGCUCAGGUGGCUCAGUCGCAGUCAGUCGGGUCAAUCAAGCAAACGUGCAUCUGUUAAUUGUAGUGCAGAGGUCAGAGUGAACACAGUUUAAUAAAUGGCGACACCGACGGACAGUCACCGCCCCCCCGACGAAACGGACAGCGGCCCUGAACAUGGGUCAGGAGAGACUGCGCAGAAAGCUGGGCCCGAAAGAAAAUACUGGUCUCGAAUUCUCGGCAAAAAUACAGACAAGACAGUUAUGCCAGCUGAUGGUGAAGUUCCGAGGGCCGAGUCUGCAAUCCUUGAAGGCCAUGAGGAGGGUCAUCUGAAGCAAGCAGAAAAGCCACUCCAAGAUACAGGUAUACCGCAGAGUUCUAGAAGCGUGAAGCCCUCUACAUACGAUGUCAAACAUCUACAAGAGCUGUGUGAUGAACGACAGAGAAACUUACUUGAACGUAAUCUGUAUAUGCAUGAAAUAUUUGAAGAUCUUGAUGCAACUCUACAUUCUAUAACAGUCGCGGACCAUGGAAUUUCAGGUGAGGCUCAGAUUGGAAGAGAGCUGGCUACGACAUCUGUUCCAACAUCGAGCUUAAUAAACGGACCUUUUCCUGACUCCUUACGACGACUGAUCGAAACCCUUAAAGCAGAGUUCGAUUCUCGCUUGUGUCGGAAAAUGAUUAAUUUGGGAGUGACUGACAUAACUGAUGACCCAGUUCCACCGCCAGGCACGUCGAGGGGAUCACCAGAGAAAGCGGUGAGAGGGAACAGAGAGCCGUCACGUAGCCAGGCUGGCCACAAGGACAAACAAUCUAAAGGUCAAAGUGGGCGGUCUGCUCCCAAGAAAAGAAUGACACGUAAAGAACGUAAAGGCAGUCAGGAUGUAGGGACUCCUUCCUCGUCUUCUCUCUUAUUUACCUUAGAAUUGGUUAAAACCUGUAACGAACUGACGUCCUUGUGCGAUAAGCUGAUUUCUGAACAACGGAAUAUCAGAACCACUCUUCUGACAGUCGCCAGUAGAGAAUCAGGCUGUGCCGGGUCAUGCUUUUAUCUCGCUGAUGUGUAUUUCUAUAUAUCAACAUUCUCAUCCCAGAUGCUGUCUGCCAUGAGAAAUAUAGUGGGAUGUUUUUCAGUCAUGUGUUUAACACAGAUCCAGUCCAGAUUGUUCAUAAACACAAUCAGUGCUGUCACGACUUUCACAGUUCUUUUGGAAAGGAACUUCAAGAAUUUAUAUAGACAAUAUAUUCUCCGUUCACUACGAGGCGAGGUUUCUGCACAACCCGGUAAGGCCAUGGAGAGAUUUGAGGAGGUCAGUCCGUCCACUCAGAGGUCUAUAGAAGCCGGCCACUCCAAAAAAUCUGAGGAAGCCGGCCACUCUAAGAAGUCUGAGGAAGCUGGCCACUCCAAGAAGAAGCUAGAGGAAUCCGGUCACUGUAAGAAGUCUGAGGAAGCCGGCCACUCUCAGAAGUCUGAGGAAGCUGGCCACUCCGAGAAGAAGCUCGAGGAAUGCGGUCACUGUGAGAAGAAGUCUGAGGAAACCGGGCGCUCUAAGAAGUCUGAGGAAUCCGGUCACUGUAAGAAGUCUGAGGAAGCCGGCCACUCUAAGAAGUCUGAGGAAGCUGGCCAUUCCGAGAAGAAGCUUGAGGGAGUCGGUCACUGUAAGAAGUCUGAGGAAGCUGGCCACUUCGAGAAGAAGCUUGAGGAUGUCGGUCACGCUAAGAAGUCUGAGGAAGCUGGCCACUCCAAGAAGAAGUCUGAGGAAGCCGGCCACUCUAAGAAAUCUGAGGAAGCUGGCCACUUCGAGAAGAAACUAGAGGAAUUCGGUCACUGUAAGAAGUCUGAGAAAGCCGACCACUCUAAGAAGAAGUCUGACAAAGCCGACCACUCUAAGAAGAAGUUUGAGAAAAGCGGCAACUCUAAGAAGAGGACUGAGGAAUCCGGCCACUGUAAGAAGUCUGAGGAAGGUGGCCACUCCGAGAAGAAGUUUGAGAAAAGCGGCAACUCUAAGAAGAGGACUGAGGAAUCCGGCCACUGUAAGAAGUCUGAGGAAGGUGGCCACUCCGAGAAGAAGUUUGAGAAAAGCGGCAACUCUAAGAAGAAGACUGAGGAAUCCGGCCACUGUAAGAAGUCUGAGGAAGCCGGCCACUCUAAGAAGUCUGAGGAAGCUGGCCACUCCGAGAAGAAGCUUGAGGAAUUCGGUCACUGUAAGAAGUCUGAGAAAGCCGACCACUCUAAGAAGAAGUCUGACAAAGCCGACCACUCUAAGAAGAAGUUUGAGAAAAGCGGCAACUCUAAGAAGAAGACUGAGGAAUCCGGCCACUGUAAGAAGUCUGAGGAAGCUGGCCACUCCGAGAAGAAGCUCGAGGAAUGCGGUCACUGUGAGAAGAAGUCUGAGGAAACCGGGCGCUCUAAGAAGUCUGAGGAAUCCGGUCACUGUAAGAAGCCUGAGGAAGCCGGCCACUCUAAGAAGUCUGAGGAAGCUGGCCACUCCGAGAAGAAGCUUGAGGAAGUCGGUCACUGUAAGAAGUCUGAGGAAGCUGGCCACUCCGAGAAGAAGUCUGAGGAAGCCGGCCACUCUAAGAAGUCUGAGGAAGCUGGCCACUCCGAGAAGAAGCUUGAGGAAUUCGGUCACGCUAAGAAGUCUGAGGAAGCUGGCCACUCCAAGAAGAAGUCUGAGGAAGCCGGCCACUCUAAGAAAUCUGAGGAAGCUGGCCACUUCGAGAAGAAACUAGAGGAAUUCGGUCACUGUAAGAAGUCUGAGAAAGCCGACCAUUCUAAGAAGAAGUUUGAGAAAAGCGGCAACUCUAAGAAGAAGACUGAGGAAUCCGGCCACUGUAAGAAGAAGUCCGAGGAAGCCCGUCACUGUAAAAAGGCUGAGGACGCCGGUCACUGUAAAAAGAAGGCUGAGGAAGCUGGACGCUCUAAGAAGCAGGCUGAGGAAGCAGGAUACUCUAAGAAGCAGGCUGAGGAAGCAGGACACUGUAAGAAGAAGGCUGAGGAAGCAGGACACUCUAAGAAGAAGGCUGAGGAAGCAGGACACUCUAAGAUGAAGGCUGAGGAAGCAGGACACUCUAAGAAGAAGGCUGAGGAAUCCGACCACUGUAAGAAGCAGGCUGAGGAAGGCGGCCAUUCCAGGAAGAUGUCCGAGGAAGUUGGACGCUCCAGUGGCAAGUCUGAAGAAGCCGGUCACUCGACACGUUGCAAGGAAACUGGGAGAGAGGGGCAACUUUGUGCAACUUCUCAACAACUUGAUACAUUAAUUGAGCUGUUACACGCGGCCUGCGGGGAACUACGACACGUCCCCGAGCCACAGGGAACAUCUUCAUCGACAUGUGCACCACGCUACGAGAGAGACGAGCAUGAACAUUUUAUGAAACAGAAAUGCUUGGAACUUGAGAUGAAACUGACCUCGAUUGGGGAAAGGAUCCUUUCCCUGGCAAGUAUCAUGAGCGAGCUGCAUCGCAAAAAUGAGUUAAACCUAUAACUUCUGUUUCACUACUGGUAGUUGCAAUGGCACCGAGACAUGUAUCUUAUUCUCUUAUUUGUGACGUAAUUUCUUCCGUGCUUGGUGGAAGAAUUUGAAACUUCUUACAAAGACUUGAAUCACGAAAUUCCAUAGUGAAAUUGUUUUAAGAUUAAGUUUUUAACACUGAGAAUUUUAAAUGAUUCGAACUCAUUUCUUUUAAAAGUACAGUGUGUUAAGAUGCAUAAUAACACAUAAGUGAUUUUUAAAGUUUCACAGAGUGCUGCUCGUAGAUCAGUAUACGGAAGUGACAGAUGAUUAGCUGAGACGAUGUAUCAGGCUCGUGUUCCAUAUUACAUGCGAAAGUGAAAGACAUUCUUGCAGAGAUAAUAUUUUGUGGCUAUUUUAAUAAAAGGUACCAUUAUGAAACAGUGUUUACUUCUCAGUAUUUGUACUCCGCCUCUGUGGUCUAGUGGUCAGAGCUCCUGCCUACAGAUCCAGAGGUCCCGGGUUCGAUUCCCGGCGCUACCAGAUUUUCUGAGAAGUGGUGGGUCUGGAUCGGGAAAACUGAGGAGUUACCUGAAUGGAAAACUAGCGGAUCCGGUCUCGAAAACUGAGAUUAACGGCCGUAGGAAUCCUUUGCGCUGACCACACGACACUCUAUAUCCGCAAAAGUUGGCACUAACUACGCCGACAAGCGGCGGUCGCUCGAUCUGUAUAGUUCGCUUGCAGACUAAAAGUCAUGGAGUAGUAUUUAUGUAACUCCAGGAUGCAGAGUCAUUCUUGAGAGUCAAUGGCUCUAUAUUAUUUGAUUUGCAGGGACAGUCUUGAUAGUGCAAAUUCUUGUUGUGAUUGUCUACUGCUCCUGCAAAUUGAAUCGUUUACCAGUACAUCAGGAUGCUGAAACAUAAUAUGGCUUAUAGUUGGCUAGAACACUCCCCACCUUUUACAUAUUGUUGUGCCGCUGGGGGUUACUGCCGGCCCUGACCCGUGGAGCACAUUUGGAUACCUCGUACUCAGUCCAGGGGACAAAAAGAAACAUACAAGUAACAUUCCAACUAAUAACGAAAAAUGUAAGUAAUUAACUAAAUAAAAUGACUGCAGCAAUCUUUGGAUGACAACUUCGACCUGCAGUAACCUGUGAAGUCUACUUGACGUUUACAAGCAGUGGCUCGAAUACGGGCAAGUUACUCCCUCAGCAGAGCAGCGUGAAGAUGAGGCACAAUGGCGUCAUUUCGGCUCCGUCCAGCGCAGGUUGUGGCAAACCCUCCACCUAAAUUACGAUGGCGCGCAACUGACUGCUGCUAUUAUUAUUAUAUUAUUUCCGGUCUAGAAAACCGAGAUUAACGGCCGGGAGAUCCGUUGCGCUGAC